CUCCCUCUCUUCCUUCCUACGUACUCUCUCUCCGCUCCUCCUCUGCCAUCUCCACCUCUUUCUCCGUCACGCGCCCAUGCGACAAUUCAAGCCCGGACCAACAAAGGAUUUAUCGUAUGUAAGAUUGCCUUGUCCCGACAUCACCAUUCACAGGGCUGAACCGCCCUUCGCUUCUCCCUCGCGCGAAACACCUCCCCACCUCGCUACGUCACUGGGGAGCUGCUCAUCUGUCGUUUCAUCUACUAUCUCGUUUCCCAUAGUAGCCUCUCUCUCUAGCCAGCUAGUAUAUUACAUACUCGCAACGCACGGUCUGCCCCGCUGCUACCCUACUCGACGCCACAUUGCGCCAAAUAGAGCCAGCACAACGCAUCACGACAUCCGGGACGCCUCUUCCAUGGCGCCGGCCGCCUGCCCUGUCGAGCCACACUGGCGGGUAGCCACCAUCCGACGCGGCCCUGGGCCAUCCCAGUCCCCGCAAGGCUGGCCGCUUCCAUGGAAGCUUCUUCUGCCCUACGGCCGUGGUGUCUACUUGUUAGCGACGCCGUAGCGACUUCGUAUCUGGACCAUGACUAAUGCUCCGAAACGUGGACAAGGAGUUCUCCUCGUCCCCGGCAAUUGCUAUACAUAUCG
Messenger RNA from Aplosporella prunicola CBS 121167, 630 nucleotides. RefSeq lists its product as uncharacterized. The record is from RefSeq and is a predicted model, not a curated record. NCBI's taxonomy places the organism in Eukaryota, Fungi, Ascomycota, Dothideomycetes, Botryosphaeriales, Aplosporellaceae. The transcript has a single exon. Bases 77 to 547 code for a protein of 156 amino acids.